GCUCAGGACGAGCCCGCCACGGCGACAACAACGGAAGACCCCGUCCCCGCCCGCGUAGACCCUGUUAACGUCCCUGCCGAAAUCGUGGCGCAGUAGUGAUCACGACCAGGCUCGAUGCAAAGUCGUUCCCACCAACGCUUAAAAGCAGCGCACCAUCGACUUUCCCUCUCUCACUUCUAUCGCAUCAUUUUUCUGCGUUUUCUUCUCUUCACCUACUACUAUCCUAGCCAUGUCUUCCUUCAAGGCCACUCAGAACCACGGCAUCGUUGACAUCAAGGACCUUGACGUCAGUAAGAUCACCAUCACUGAUCCCAAACCAUUUUCUAACUCCUAUGGCAACUUUGCUUUUGUCAACUACGGCACUUCCCGCGACACGAUCAAGCUCAAGCUCCCCGAGAUGAGCCUUCCCUUCGCAGCCAAGCUCUGGACCGACAACAAAGAAAACGACAAGGUUGUCGCCAACGCUACCGCUCCCAGCGACAAUGGCAAGAUCACCAUGUGCCUCAGCCUCGACGGCCAUGAGACCGAUCCUAUCCUCGAAGCGGUCUACCAUAAACUCGUCGAACUCGACGAGCGUAUGAUCGAUCUCCAGGUCCAGAAGAGCAAGAACCUCGCCGUUCCCUUGUUCCCUAACGAGCGCCGUGAAUUGAGUCGCAACCAGGUCGCCGAUCGCUACAAGGGUACCGUCACCACCAAGAUCGGCCAGACCGGAAUCGCCUAUCCUCCCAACAUCAAGGUGAGCAUCGACCGCGACCCUCAAAACCCGAACGCCUUCCGUGCCGGCAAGUACGACGUCAAGUUCACCGAGGCCGGCAAUAAGUUGAUCGACGUCAACCCCAGCAAUGUCGAGCAGGUCCUCAGUGCCAAUGCCCGCGUCAUCCCCAUCGUCGAGAUCACCAAGCUCUUCCUUGGCAGGAACAACAACUCGUCCUUGACUCUGCGUCUCUGGCAGAUCAGAGUGUUGAGCAGCGGCGACAGCAACAUUGGCGACAUUGACUUUUUCGCCGAGAACGCACCUGCCUUUGUGAACACUGACGUCCCCUCUAUGCUUCCUUGCAAGCGCACGACUGGCGAUGCCGAGCAGCAGGAGCAAGAGACUUCCUCCUCCGAGGAACAGCCCACUGAGGAGUAGAGCGGAGCGAAAAAAAUAUUCUCUGUUUGUAUCAGCAGUACUGUGCACAGAUGGACAAUAAAUACUCUUCGUAUCAGUA
This is a messenger RNA of Polychytrium aggregatum, 1211 nucleotides long. RefSeq lists its product as uncharacterized. The transcript has a single exon. NCBI's taxonomy places the organism in Eukaryota, Fungi, Chytridiomycota, Chytridiomycetes, Polychytriales. The record is from RefSeq and is a predicted model, not a curated record. Bases 230 to 1132 code for a protein of 300 amino acids.